CACGAUUCUACACAGCCUGACGCAGUCUAGCUUCCGAAGCCCUUUCUCCCGCCCACGGCUGCGAAGUAUCCAAUCGCAGCUUCAAAUCAAAUCCAAAGCUCUGUUCUAUUUGUGCACAGGCGAGAGAGCCUCGGAAUUCUCCUCCAAUCAGCGCAGAGACCCGCACGUUCUCCCCGCCUAGUGUGUCAAGGCGGGAGUUUCCUAGGUCCCGGUGUUCUGUCGUUUUUUCCAACUUAUCAAAAUCUCCGGCAGUGUCUCGGCUGGGUUUGGCGCCUUUCUGUGCGGUGGAGGUUCGUGGUGUUGGGGAAAUGGUUGGUAGCGGCGAGGCAGCAGCAGAAAUUGAGAAGCUGUAUGCAGCUGUUCCACAGAUUCGCAAUGUCUUCUAUGUAAUGGGGAAAAUUGGAGAGGGUACAUUUAGUUCUGUGUAUUUGGCUAUUGCAAGAUUAAGGUCGGGAGAGGAUAUGAAAUUUGCUCUGAAACAUUUAAUCCCUACAAGUCACCCCACACGAAUAGCGGCGGAACUGCAGUGUCUUACAGUGGCUGGCGGAGAUGACAACGUCAUGGGUGUAAAAUACUGUUUUAGAAAAAAUGAUCAUGUGGUUAUAGUUAUGCCUUAUUUGGAGCAUGAAUGUUUUGUGGAUAUUUUACAUUCUCUAAGCUUUCAAGAAGCAAAGGAGUAUGUGUUUAACCUAAUUAAAGCACUUAAACGUAUACACUACUUUGGGAUUGUUCACCGGGAUGUUAAACCAAGCAACUUCUUAUAUAACAGAAAACUGAAGCAGUACGCCCUGGUAGAUUUCGGGUUGGCCCAAGGAACACCGGACACACAAAUAGAACUUCUCAAAGUCCUUCACUCCAAAAAACAGGGGAGUUGUAUACAAAGUAACACAAUUUCAGGAAAUAUACCAGUACCUAGAGAAGUAGUUCUACCAACCUCAACAAAACAGUCUGUUAAAAGACAUUGGUCACUUUCACAGAGUAAUCCAGGAAACAGUGCAAAGGAGGGAUUACUUGGCGGAUCUACACAGAGGUCUGUGUUUGGAGAGAAGAAUUUUAAUGUUUACAGUACUGUCCCCCAUGAAGUGACAGUUGCAAAAAGCAUAACGCAGCCCAAGACAUCAGAUGUUGCAGCCAAAAAAUUGGCAGCUAGGAAGACUGUUCCUGCAAAAAACACAAGUACUGGGGUGGUCAGGAAGACUGCCAGCACUUGCCCAGUGAGCCUGACCUGUUACUGUUACGCAAGAGAUCAAGUCUGCAGUAUUUGCCUUGCAAGAACCAGGCAAGUGGCUCCUAGAGCUGGUACUCCUGGGUUUCGUGCUCCAGAGGUGUUGACAAAGUGUCCUAAUCAAACUACUGCAAUUGACAUGUGGUCUGCAGGCAUCAUCUUUCUAUCCCUGCUUAGUGGAAGAUAUCAUUUCUUCAAUGCUGGCGAUGAUAUGAAUGCUUUGGCACAAAUCAUAACAAUCCGUGGUUCACAAGAAACCAUUAGAGCUGCUAAACAGUUUGGUAAAACAGUGCUUUGUAGCAAAUCGCUUCCUCCAAAAGAUUUAAGAACAUUAUGUGAAGGACUAAGAGUGUGUAUGGUGCCUGCAUCAGGUAGUGAAACAGAAAUUCAAAAACAGCAAACAUCACUGCAGCUAAAAAUGAUGGAAAAUCAAGAUGGCUGGUUUGUUGAGCAGACUGAUGUCAAUCCUGCCGAGGGUACAGAUAAAGGUUUAAAGCACACACUCUUGACUGAGGGCACAGAAUUUAAUCAAUGUAACCUAAAUGGCUGGGAAAGAGUACCAGAUGAGGCGUACCAUCUAUUGGACAGAUUGCUGGAUAUGAAUCCAGCUACAAGAAUCACAGCCGAAGAAGCGUUGCUCCACCCUCUCUUUAAUGAUCUCAUAUGAGUGUUGUAAUUGAAAUAGACUUGACACUAGACAUGUGGUUUUUUUUUCUGUUUGUUUUUUUUUCAUAUAUUUAUGGGUAUAUAUACUAUAAUAAAUUAUUUGCAAUCUAAUUUUAAA
Molecule: messenger RNA, 2009 nt
Organism: Rana temporaria (common frog)
Lineage: Eukaryota; Metazoa; Chordata; Amphibia; Anura; Ranidae
Gene: CDC7
Product: cell division cycle 7
Exons: 11
Coding region: 309-1892 (527 amino acids)
Biological process (GO): mitotic DNA damage checkpoint signaling; protein phosphorylation
Cellular component (GO): nucleus
Molecular function (GO): protein serine/threonine kinase activity; ATP binding
Source: RefSeq, a predicted model, not a curated record